This is a messenger RNA of Macadamia integrifolia, 2678 nucleotides long. RefSeq lists its product as uncharacterized. The record is from RefSeq and is a predicted model, not a curated record. Bases 218 to 2398 code for a protein of 726 amino acids. The transcript has 5 exons. NCBI's taxonomy places the organism in Eukaryota, Viridiplantae, Streptophyta, Magnoliopsida, Proteales, Proteaceae.
UAUCCCUCUUUUGGUCUUUACAAAUCUUUCCAUCUAUUCUCGUAACGCCCAGAGAACUCAUUCAUUUCGGUUUCCAAAUUCGCAUAGAACGACGAAGCUUACGCACAAUUAUUUAGCCGCAUAGUCGAUCGUCCCUGUCACAGAGCUGUUGCCUUUGGAUCUCAGUUUUUCCGAGUCUUUAAUCUUCUUUUUGUAACAGGAUCUGACAAGUUCCGCCAUGGAAUUAGGUUGUAUGUCUCUGUUAGGCUUGGACUCGGGAAAUCAAAGCAACGGAGCCUUUAUUGAUCCAGAGAGGAAGGUCGAAAAUGUGGAGGAGUCUGCAACGACAACCUCGAAGCUUGGAAAGAGUAGAGUGUCAAAAGAUGUUGGCCAUUCAACUCUAAAUGCUGUCAACAAAUCUACAGCACAAAUUAAGAAGCCUUCACACCGUAAAAAUUCUCCUCUCAACUGGUUCCCUCGGAAAAAGACAGAUUCUUACUUAGAGAGGAAAAUAAAGCUUCUGCAGGAAGUAGAUGGCAUGAAUUCAACUCUUGAUGAAACUCUGGGUGAUUCAAAUCCUCACUAUUCAAGAGUUCUGAGAGAAAAAAUAGCAGCCAGAGAAGCUGCACAGAAGGCUGUGGAGGCUCGUACAGCUGCAUUGGUGGAAGCUUCUUGGUGCAGAAUACUUCGAGCUGCCAGGAUUGAAAGUAAAGAAGCAGAAGUCCUCUUGCUGAAAGCAGAGAAGAAUGUAGCUGAAGCUUUUGAGGUAGCAACAGCAAUGGGAGUGAUCAUGUAUGACAGACAAGAUUGCCCUCGAAAGCAAUGUGAAAUAGAUACAUCUACCCAUACAGUUACAGCAUCUCUUGAAACUGCAUUUGAGGUAGAUAAAGAAGUUGCAGCAGCAGUCAAGACUGCAUUCAUCCGGCUAGCCCAUUGCCGUUCUUCCUUGAAUAAGGAUGAAUUCAAGGAUCUUCUCCGAAAGAUCAGUCAGAAUCCAGAUACAAAUGAAACCAAUCAGGAGUUACCAGACUGUGAAUCGGAUACCGGAUCUGAACCAGAAUCUGAGUCUAAUGAAGAUGCUCUUAGUUCUCAGGGCUUAAAUUGUAAGAUACCAGAUGCUUUGAGAGAUAGAAAGAGCAAGAACCAGCAGCUGCCUCAAAAUAUCAAUAUGGAAAAACUUAUUGAUGUGAUGUUUGAAAGGCUUAAGUGCUUGAAGGAAGAUGAGCUUGCUUCUCUUGCAACUAUAGUUGCGACUUGUGGAUUGAAUGCUGUACUGAUCGAAGUGGAAAAUAGCAAACAGACUAUGGAAUACUUCAUGGAUGGGCAGAUGAGAAGGAAACAACUUGGUUCAGAACUCCCAAGUCUAGACAAGUUUUUGGUGAAGCACAUGUCAAGACUUGAAAGAGAGGUACAAGAAGCAAAGAACACAAAAACAGCUGAGCCCAAGGAAGCAUUAGAAAGCAACCCAGUGGAAUCAGAGGACAGACUGGAUAAUCUGAUCAGUAAUGUAACUUCAUCUGAAGCUGUCCCAGACUUGGGAAGUAUUCUAGUUAGGCAUUCUUCAAAGCUAAAAAAGGAGAUUGAAGAGGCAAAAAAUAAAUCAAGAAAAGCAUCUGAAGAGGAGUACAAGGGACUGAUCCAUCAAAGGAAAAAAGAUGUGCCAGAUGUCCCAAGCUUAGAUAAGUUCCUGGUAAAGCACGUCUCAAAGCUUGAAAGAGAGGUUCAAGAAGCCAGGAAGGCAAGAACUAAUCACCUGAUGGAAGAAAGAAAAUUGGGUAAAGAAAAUAUGGAUACGAACAAUGAAGUUGAUGGGAAGUUGGCCAUAGCCAAUUCCACAGAGUACUCAGAACAGGAAAAAAUGGAAACAGCUGAAUCAUCUUUGCCAGAAUAUAAUGUGUCAAAAGAGACAAAAGGUCUUGACAGCAUUUUGGUGAAGAGAGUCCACAGGUUGGAAAGGGAAAAGAUGCAAGCAUUAACAUCAGGAAUAGAUUACAGGACCCAAAAGAAACAAGGAAGAACCAAUGUUGUAGAUUGUGAAAGCUUGGAUAAGAUCCUUGUAAAGCAUGUCCCUCGACUUGAGAGAGAAAAAAUGGAACUAGGUACAAAGGAAGAAGAUGUGAAAGGAAAGAGGAGAUAUCCAAAUAUUGAGAAAAGUGACGGUGGACUGGAUCAAAUCUUAGUGAAACACCAGUCAAGACUUGAAAAGGAGAAGUUGGCUGCUGCCCAGCAAUCAGGAGGAGAUCAGGGAAGUCAUUUCGAAUCUCUUCGAGAAGCUAGGAAGAGGGAUUUGCAUGAAGCAUGGGGAGGUUUAAGCUUAGGGAAUUCCAUGCGUCCCUACUUAUCGAGACUCGAACGUGACAAGGCUGCUUGGAGAAAAGCUGAAGAGGAGGAGCAGAUACAAGCUAGGGGGGAACAAUGAAAAUGUCUCUAUUUGUUCUGGUUCUGCCAUAACCAAACAUCCAACCUGUAAAGCUCUUUUUUUUUUUUUUUCCUGAAAUCGUUGUUCAAAUACCAUAUGUAGGUUGAAUGCAUAAGCUUGAACAUUAUUGAAUUUCUUAGAGGGACAUGGGAUUGGCUGACUGACCAUCCUUUUGGAUCAGCUAUGCACUUGGAUCUUCAUUCUUAGUUAUUUUCUUUCUUUUAGUCAGUAAACUUAUAGAAAAUCAAUGAAACUUACAUCUUGUAACAAGUUUUUUGAA